Molecule: messenger RNA, 4340 nt
Organism: Neogale vison (American mink)
Lineage: Eukaryota; Metazoa; Chordata; Mammalia; Carnivora; Mustelidae
Gene: ITGAE
Product: integrin subunit alpha E
Exons: 31
Coding region: 627-4130 (1167 amino acids)
Biological process (GO): cell-matrix adhesion; cell-cell adhesion; integrin-mediated signaling pathway
Cellular component (GO): integrin complex; external side of plasma membrane
Molecular function (GO): integrin binding
Source: RefSeq, a predicted model, not a curated record
GCUAGGUUUUAAAGAGAAUGUAACCAAGCUGAAUUCACUGAGGUGGUGAUUUCAGUCAGUGCAUUGGGUCUUAACAUUUAACGGGCCCUCCAUGGCCUCAGGGCCUUGAGACCAGGGGCCAGGUGCAGGAGCCCAGUUUCUAGCUGUGGGGGUACUUCAGGUGGGAAGGGGACCUCAUUCUAAUUGCUGAGGCAGUGCCACUAAGGACCCUGGGCUGGGUGUUGGGCUAAGGUAUCUGGUGGUAGGUUCUAGAGCAGGUCCGGAGGCUGCGACUCACUCACAUGAAUGAUAAACUUCUGGAUUAAUACUAUUUCUGCACUCAAACAUCUGAUGAAGACAUCCAGAGCUAUGUUCCCAGGCUAAGCCUUGUCUCACUGUUCCACGAAGUGUGAGUCAUGGGGAAGGGCUGAUAAGUGUCUCUGAGCUUCCAGGACCCAGCCCACAACUGCUGAGGAAGCCUCACAGCUGGCUGUGCACAAGUGGGAACAUCCGUGUCUAUGUGAAAGUGCCUGUCUGCCUCUGGGUCCUUGCUUCUGUGUGUGCCUGUCCCCGCCUCCUGGCCACCAAGCAGAGGAGGGGAAGCUGAAUAAGCUGAGGUCCACGCUGCUGCCUCUGCUCCAGCUAGGAUGUGGCUCUUCGACACUCUGCUCUACAUAACCAGCCUUGCUCCUCUGGUGGCCUUCAAUGUAGAUGAGGCCCAGAUCUGGGUGACUCCUGAGGGAGACACACCCUAUGUGCUCAGCUCCCUUCUGCACCAAGACCCCAGCACCAAGAAGACCUGGCUCCUGGUCACUGGCCCUCAAACCAAGGAGGAAGGAGGCCUCCUGCAUUGUUGUUCCCUCAUCCAAGAUAAGAUCUCUUGCGAAAGAAUAGAGACUGUCCCCAUCCCAAAGGGGAGGUACCGGGGAGUGACAGUUGUUCGGAACCACCACAGUGUUUUGAUCUGCAUUCAAGUGCGGACCCCGCAGCCCCACAGUCUCAGCUCAGAACUCACAGGGACCUGCAGCCUACUAUCCAACAACUUCCAAAACCACACCCAAGUCCACUUCUCCAACCUUGAAAACCUGGAUCCCAGUGCACACGUGGAUGACAGAGACUGCUACAGGAACAAGAAAGGCAACACAGAGAAGCCAGCCAGGUGGCGCCGGGCUCUGAAGAUACAGGAGGAGGAGGAGGAGGAGGAGGAAGCUGGCACUGAGAUUGCCAUCAUCCUGGAUGGCUCGGGAAGCAUUGACCCCCCAGACUUCCAGAGAGCCAAAGACUUCAUCUCCAACAUGAUGAAGAACUUCUAUAAGAAGUGCUUUCAGUGCAGCUUUGCCCUGGUGCAAUACGGGGCAGUGAUCCAGACUGAGUUUGAUCUUCGGGAUAGCCAGGAUGUGAGCGCUUCCCUCGCCAGAGUCCAGAACAUCACUCAAGUGGGGAGUGUCACCAAGACUGCUUCUGCCAUGCAGCAUGUCCUAGACAACAUCUUCACGCCAAGCCACGGCUCCAGAAAAAAGGCAUCCAAGGUUAUGGUGGUACUCACUGAUGGGGACAUAUUUGAGGACCCACUCAACCUCACUACUGUCAUCAAUUCCCCAAAGAUGCAAGGUGUUGAGCGCUUUGCCAUUGGGGUGGGAGAGGCAUUUGAGAAGAAUAGGACCUACAAUGAACUGAAGCUGAUCGCCUCAGACCCUGAUGACAGAUACGCCUUCAAGGUGACCAACUACACAGCACUGGAUGGACUGCUGAGUAAAUUGCAGGAGAAUAUCAUUCAGAUGGAAGGCACGGUUGGAGAGGCCCUCCACUACCAGCUGGCACAGAUCGGGUUCAGUGCUCAGAUCCUGGAUAAGGGGCAGGUGCUGCUCGGUGCAGUGGGGGCCUUCAACUGGUCGGGGGGUGCGCUACUCUACGACAUGCACAGCCGCCGGGGUCGCUUCCUGAACCACACUGCAGCGGAUACCGAGAAUGUGCAGUACAGCUAUCUAGGUUAUGCAGUGGCCCUACUGCACAAGGCCUGUGGCCUCUCCUACGUGGCGGGGGCUCCACGGUACAAGCAGCGGGGAGCCGUGUUUGAGCUCCGGAAGGAGGGCAGAGAGACCAACUUCGUGCCAGUACUGGAGGGAGAGCAGAUGGGAUCCUAUUUUGGCUCUGAGCUGUGCCCUGUGGACAUUGACAUGGAUGGGACCACGGACUUCUUGCUGGUGGCUGCUCCAUUUUACCACAUUCACGGAGAGGAAGGCAGAGUGUAUGUGUACUAUCUGAAUGAGCAGAAUGGUUCCUUCUCCUUGGCAUACACUCUGAGUGGGCACCCUGGAUUUACUAAUGUCCGGUUUGGCUUUGCCAUGGCAACAAUAGGGGAUAUCAGUCAGGAUAACCUCACAGAUGUGGCCAUUGGGGCCCCCCUGGAGGGUUUUGAGGCAGCUGAUGGCAACAGCUUCGGCAGCGUGUACAUCUACAAUGGACGCCAGGAUGGUCUUUCUACCAGCCCCUCUCAGCGGAUCAAAGCCUCAGCGGUGGCCUCAGGACUCCACUACUUCGGCAUGUCAGUGGCUGGUGGCUUAGAUUUGACUGGUGACCGCCUUCCUGACAUCACCGUGGGCACCCUGGGCCGGGCAGCUGUGCUCCGCUCAAGACCUGUGGUUUACCUGAAGGUGUCCAUGACCUUCACCCCUAUGGCACUGCCCAUUGGCUUCAACAGCAGUGUGAAUGCACGUUUGUGUUUUGAAAUCAACCCUAUGACCACAGUUGCUAACUCAGGCUUCAGAGAGACAUUUCUGAACUUCACAGUGGAUGUGGAUGUGGCGAAGCAGAGGAAAAGGCUGCAGUGUUCAGACAAGAGUAAUUGUCAGAGCCACCAUCAGGAGUGGGACACCAGUAUGUCCCAGCUUUGUGAGUCCCUCCUGCUUAUUCCCACAGAGGGAGAGCUCUGUGAGGAGGACUGCUUCUCCAACAUCAGUGUCAGCAUCAGCUACCAACUCCAGACCUCAGAAGGCCAGAGGGACCAUCCCCAGCCCGUUUUGGACUUCUACACUAAACCCUUCACCAUCUUCCAGCUGCCCUAUGAGAAGAACUGCAAGAAUAAAUUGUUUUGUGUUGCUGAGUUACAGAUGGCCACCACUAUCUCUCAGCAGGAAUUGGUGGUUGGUCUCACAAAGGAGCUGACUAUGAACAUUAACCUAACUAACUCUGGGGAAGAUUCCUACAUGACGACCAUAAAUUUGAAUUACCCCAGAAACCUCCAGUUUAAGAGGAUACAAAAGCCUCCUUCUCCGGACAUUCAGUGUGAUGACCCUAAGCCAAAUGCUUCUGAGCUGGCCAUGAACUGCAAGAUUGGUCACCCUGUACUCAAGAGGUCAUCUGCAGACUUUUCAGUAGUUUGGCAGCUAGAGGAGAAUGUCUUUCCAAACAGGACAGCCGAUAUCACUGUGACAGUCACCAAUUUCAAUGACAGAAAUUCUUCAGUCAAACAGAGCCACAGCCUUCAAUUCAAGCAUGCCUUCAUCGCAGUUCUUCCGAAACCUUCAGUGAUGUACAUGAACACAAGCCAGGGGCUUUCUGUCUACAAAGAAUUCCUCUUCAAUAUACAUGGGGAAAAUCUCUUCGGAGCUGUAUUCCAGCUGCAAAUUUGUGUUCCAAUCAAAUUACAAGGUCUCCAGUUUAUAAGAGUGAAAAACCUGACGAAGAUUCAGGCCAACACUAAGUGCAACUCCAGUCUGGAGAAAGAAUGUGGGAAAGACCCCGUUUGGUAUGUGGACCAAUGGUAUUCAGUGAACUGCACCAUCACUUCAAAUAAAGAAAAUGUAACGGUGGCUGCAGAGCUCUCCUUGAAUCAAUCUCAGCAGUUACCAAGAGGUGUAAAUGAACUGCAGAUCCUUGGUGAAAUCGAUUUCAACAAAUCUCUAUAUGAGGGGCUGAAUGCAGAGAACCACAGAACUGAGAUCACUGUCAUCUUCCUGAAAGAGGAGCAUUAUUUGCCUGUCUUCGUUAUCAUUAUUAUAAGCAGUGGUUGUGGCCUUCUGGCUUUGACUCUGAUUAUAAUCAUCCUAUUCCAGUGUGGCUUUUUUAAAAGAAAAUACCAAAACCUGAACUUGGACAACAUAAGGAAGACUCAGCUGAAAUCAGAAAAUCUGCUCACAGAAGACGAUUAGGACCAGCUUCCUCAUCUUUGGGGAAAGAACAUCAACCAGUCUUCGUGUCAUUUUUUUUUUUUUUUAAAGGAUGAUCUAGAGUAGAAUCUAACAAAUUGUUUGAGGAAUAUUGUUUUUUAACCAUACAUUGUACCAAAAGUGCUUGUAUGUUUUGCAGAAAAUAAACUUGGGAAAUAUCUAAUAUUAAAUAAAAUUAAACUGUUUUCUUUA